Messenger RNA from Monopterus albus (swamp eel), 807 nucleotides. Its product is annotated as nuclear GTPase SLIP-GC-like. The coding region runs from base 181 to 723 and encodes 180 amino acids. The transcript is spliced from 7 exons. NCBI's taxonomy places the organism in Eukaryota, Metazoa, Chordata, Actinopteri, Synbranchiformes, Synbranchidae. The record is from RefSeq and is a predicted model, not a curated record. Gene Ontology annotation, molecular function: GTPase activity.
GCUUUUGAUAGAUGCCUUACUGAGGGGGUUGAAAAAUCAAAAAGCUCAUGUGAAAAAAAGUUGGAGUCCAUCUUAUAUCCUAAACAAGCAUGUAGCGGUUUUCAUGGGACAUUGAGGUGUGUAGUUGAGAACAGUGGUACCUACAAACCAAAGAAAAGGAAACAAAUAUACCUGAAUGUGAUGUUGUCUUCAUCCCUGACUGACAGCAUUGAUGAGGAAUUCAGGAAGACCUUUCCAAAUGAAGCAGAACGUGGACCAUUCAACGGAGUCAUCAAUAAGUUUUCAGUCAACACACAGAGACUCACUGAAAUGAACAAAGCUGUCGAACUGCAACUGAUCUUUCUCAAGACAGAGGAGGACAAAAUUAAGACAAAACUCAACAAAACCAUCCGAGAGCGUAAGAAAACUAUCUACAACGGUCUGGAAGAGAAAAUCGAGGAAACCAUGCAAGAAUGCUAUAAAAAAGCAGCAGAUUGUAGAGGACAGGGUUCACUGCAACGGAUGAGGGAUGCUCUUCAGAUUCACGUACACGUUUCAAAGAACACCAUGUUUGAGGAGGCUAAAGCUGCUAUGUUGACCCAGCUGAAUGAGCUGAAGGAGGAAAUCCGGGAUGACCUGGAGAAAACCCUGACAGAAGCAGUUGAACUGUCGCUCAAGACAGAUGAUGACUCAAUCCCAGAUGUCUCAGAGGAGCUUGAGAGGGUGAAGGAAUACUUAAAGUGACCAUGGCAUGUUCGUUUUGCUCAUUUCCAGCCUUUUAAUGUUUAAUCUUGGGUACCUCUAGAUUAGCUUUGCAUCCCUCAUAAU